Messenger RNA from Musa acuminata subsp. malaccensis (wild Malaysian banana), 777 nucleotides. Its product is annotated as ubiquitin-conjugating enzyme E2-17 kDa. Lineage: Eukaryota; Viridiplantae; Streptophyta; Magnoliopsida; Zingiberales; Musaceae. The record is from RefSeq and is a predicted model, not a curated record. Gene Ontology annotation, biological process: ubiquitin-dependent protein catabolic process; protein polyubiquitination. Gene Ontology annotation, cellular component: nucleus.
CUCUCUCUAUCUCUAUCUCUCUCUCGGUCUCUUCGAGGAAAAGGAAAGCAAGUCUGACGACCAUUCGCUUCGCCGGUGGCGAUAGGCAAGAAACCCUAGCGUGGGUGGUGAUCGCGCUAACACGUCUUCUUGGCCGCUUCCCAGACUUUGAUCUAUGGCUUCCAAGAGGAUCCAAAAGGAGCUGAAGGACUUGGAGAGGGACCCUCCUGUGUCUUGCAGUGCAGGCCCUGUCGGCGAGGACAUGUUCCACUGGCAAGCAACCAUUAUGGGACCUGCUGACAGCCCCUAUGCUGGUGGUGUAUUUUUAGUGAAUAUUCACUUUCCACCAGACUACCCAUUCAAGCCACCAAAGGUCUCUUUUCGCACCAAAGUUUUUCAUCCAAAUGUCAACAGCAAUGGUAGCAUCUGCCUCGACAUCCUCAAGGAGCAGUGGAGCCCUGCUUUGACCAUAUCAAAGGUGCUGUUAUCCAUAUGCUCACUUCUGACGGAUCCCAACCCUGAUGAUCCAUUGGUACCUGAGAUCGCUCACAUGUACAAGACUGACAGAGCCAAGUACGAGACAACUGCCAAGUCUUGGACUCAGAAGUAUGCCAUGGGAUAGAAAACUUUCUACUUUUGUGGAGCAUUCGCAGGUUGGAUCUCUUGGAAAAUAAGAUAUGUAGUAGUAGUGCUAUUGUCAUGGGCUAAACUACUAUUUGGUACCCAACUGGAGAUCCUUAAAACUCUUGUAGACCUUAAUAUACAUAUGAAUCUUAAUUUCUUCCUGUUGUUUCUGCA